AUGACAUAGGUACGAACUUAAAGCUUGAGUGAAUUUAUAACAAAUGAUUUAGAAAAGGCUUUUGCUAUUUUAAUUUUGAUGAUGAAUACAAUUUUGAUAUGUUGGCAAGCCUUAAAUUUCCAUAAACUUAUUAGAUUCUAUAUUAAAAUGAUGGAUCCUACUUUGUUAAAAAUAAAUAGUUUAUUGUUUAUUUUAUGCUUAUGUAAUAAUAUACUUAUUGAUAAGUCAGGAUUCAAGCCUACUCUUAUGCAGUUUUUGGGUGUUUUCUAAGGGAAAAUGGAUAAAAACUAUUUCAACCUUCUGUCUUUAGAACAUUACAAUCUUCUAGUUUUAUUUUUUAUGAUCUUGUUUUAGGAAUAAUAGGAGCUAAAUGGUUAAUACUUUAUCUAUAAAAGGAUUUCAAUAUUGCAGAAAUUUUUUAAUUAUUUUCAAAGUAUACCUAGCAUUGAAAUGAUUCUAAAUAUAUUCCUAUUUAGUUUUUGGUUUGCUAGUCAAAUAUUUUUAAUUGUAGCAGAAUCUUACCACAUUUAAACAUGGGAUGAAAAGAUUGACAAAAUGUAAAAUAAAUAUAAUGGUUAGCUAUUCAAUUAUCUAUUUUAUUUUCUCAUUAAUGACUUUGAUUAUAUUUGUAUUAGGAUGUUCAUAGUUUAGAAAGCAUGUUAAACUUAUUAAUAAUAUAAAAGAAAAAUAUAAAAAAUACGUAAAGUUUAAAAAUAAUUUUAGCUUGAUUAUUCAAUAAUUUUGUUAUUAAUAGGGUAGGUAUUGAGAUUAUUAUUUUCUUUAUUAAGAAUUUGUUAUGCAAGCUUUUUGAUUGAGUUUAAAUAUGGAUUUAAUAAAGAAAGUAAGGAAGACACUAUAUCAUGGUAUUCAUUUAUUUAUAGAGAAAAAGGUCAUUAAUAUCAUUUACAUUAUAUCUUUUAAGCGAUUAUAUACCUACUGCAAUACUUUUGUUGAUAUUUUAUCCAAAUAAAUAAAGAUUAAAACAAAGUCUUGCAGUAGAAUCUGCAGUGGAAAUAGAAUGA
Messenger RNA from Paramecium sonneborni, 1022 nucleotides. Lineage: Eukaryota; Ciliophora; Oligohymenophorea; Peniculida; Parameciidae. The record is from the annotation of a GenBank genome assembly.